Molecule: messenger RNA, 310 nt
Organism: Dentiscutata erythropus
Lineage: Eukaryota; Fungi; Glomeromycota; Glomeromycetes; Diversisporales; Gigasporaceae
Source: the annotation of a GenBank genome assembly
AAAUCGAGAUCGCAAGAGUUGUAGGAUUGGAGGAUCCAUUCGAUAGUAUAUUUAAAAUCCAAGAUGUAAAUGAAGAAAACGCAAAAGAGUUGGAAAAAGAGCACUCAUCUGAUAUACAAAUGCAAGGUAUAGAUCAUGAGAAAUUAUCGUUAAAUAAACAAUUCGAGAUCGCAAGAGUUGUAAGAUUGGAGGAUCCAUUCGAUAGUAUAUUUGAAAUCCAAGAUGUAAAUGAAGUUAGUAAAACGAAUAGAUUAAAGAAAAGGAAAACACAAAAGAGUUGGAAAAAGAGCACUCAUCCGAUAUACAAAUG